AUGAUGAGUAAAGACGACUACACGCCGGUACUCACGCGACAAAAUCGCUUGGAACUGUUUACGUUGGAGGAGUGCCGAGAGAUUUUGGUGAAUUUAUUGGCCGAUAAGCAGCAGCUUGGGGUCCUAAAACAUUUUGAAAUAGUGCCAGCCACAGAAAAUGUUGGCUUCCUCGGAGAAUAUUAUCAUUUGCUUCUCAACUACCAGCUGGCAGACGAGGAGGAAGAUCAGACCACACGACUGUUUGUCAAGUCGGUGAUCUUUCAAAAUGCCGACAUGGAAUUCUAUAUGGAGAAGAUGGGUCUGAUCAAAAAGGAGAUCAAGCUCUAUGAGCUGCUGCUCAAUGAGCUCAAAAAGUUCUCUCCCCAUGUGUGGUGCGCCAAAUGCUAUUUCACCCGCAAUGAUCUCUUUGUGAUGCAGAAUGUCGAGGAUAUGGGAUAUGUGGCCCUGCCCUCGGGCACUCGGUUCCUCAGCGAGGAUCAGCUGGGUCCCAUCUUGAAGACUUUGGCCACCCUUCAUGCGAGUAGUGUGGCCUAUGAGCGACAGCAGGGAAAAACGAUCGGCGUUCAGCUGAGGAAGUGGCUCAAAGAAGUGUCCGUCGGCCCGGACAUUGAAUGGUAUACCACGGGUCUAAAGGCCGUUCUGGCGGUGGCUGCCAUUCAUCCCGAUGUCCGCCAUAAUGCCCGGGCCCAGGAGUAAUUCUCAAAAGAACUGCCACGCCGCUUGGACAGCGUCUAUUAUAUGGUUAAUCCCUCGCCAGUCCACAGGAAUGUCUUCGUUCAUCGGGAUCCCUGGGGUGCCAAUGUCUUCUAUCACAAGGAUCGCCCGCUGGAGGAGCGCUCUAUCCUGGUGGACUUCCAGUUGUGUCGCUAUGCCGCGCCUGCCACGGACUUCCAUUUGGUCAGCUAUCUCAAUCUAGAGCCAGCCAAUCGCAGGGAAAUGAUUGGUCGCUUGGAAAACCUGUACUACGAAACUCUGUCCGGGGAGCUCAAGACAAUGGGCAUCGAUGCCAGUGAAGAGCAGCUGAGUCGCGCGGAGUUUGAACAAUCUCUCGAGGAUUUUGCCCUAUUUGGUGCGACUUACAACUGCUUGGCAGCCACCAUAAUCCGCCUGCCCGAAAACUAUCUGAAGAGCCUCAAGGGUGAGCGACCGGCGGACUUUCAUCGCUUCUGCAAUGUCGAUCGUACACCAGACAUUCUCCAGUUGAUGAACGAUCAUCAAGACUUUGCCGAUUACAUGUACGAGUGUGUGGGGGAUUUGCUGGCACUGACAUAUCAUAAGCGUAACUGAUUAAAUGAAAUUGUCUCGCUAUCUUGCUGCUGUUCACCUGGUAAC
Drosophila obscura is the source of this 1332-nucleotide messenger RNA. RefSeq lists its product as uncharacterized. Lineage: Eukaryota; Metazoa; Arthropoda; Insecta; Diptera; Drosophilidae. The record is from RefSeq and is a predicted model, not a curated record. The transcript has 3 exons.